AGGAGGACCUGGCCUUUCGGUUACAGAUCCUUUUAUUGCGUUUUGAAGGACGGAUGGGAUGCACAAAAUCGGAUACGCUGUCCCUAGGUCUCUCUCCUUUCUCUUCCGAAAUCUUCUAUGGAAACAUCAUUCCACCUAGUUCCAGUGGCGCAUCCGCGAUUAACGCUUCUAUUCAAGCCCUCUAAUUAGAUCAGACUCUCUCCCUUGUUCCAGUGGCGCAUCCGCCAUUAACGCUUCUAUUCAAGCCCUCUAAUUAGAUUAGACUCUCUCCCUUGCUAUUUGUUCCUGCCUCUCUCUCUUCGUCUCAUUCUCUAUAUCUGCGCGCUACUCCUGCUCUGUGUUUUUGCCCUUUUUUAGAAGAUUAAGUAGAAUCAGAGAGGGAAAAAGUGCAUUGGAUGAUGGAGAAGUAUCUGAAGGACAACUUCGAAUUGCAGCCGAAGAACUCAUCAGAGGAAGCUCUGAGGAGAUGGCGCAAAGCAGUUUCAGUGGUCAAGAAUCCGAGGAGGAGGUUCAGGAUGGUUGCAGAUCUUGCCAAAAGGGCUGAAAACGAAGCCAAAAAACGCAAGAUCCAGGAAAAGAUACGGAUUGCUCUUUACGUCCAAAAGGCUGCCCUGCAAUUCAUCGAAGCUGUUAGUGGAGGUGGUGAUGAAGAUUACGCUCUCUCUGAAGAGGCUCGGAGAGCUGGUUUUGGCAUUGAUGCAAAAGAGUUGUCAUCAAUCGUACGAGGCCAUGACCACAACAGGCUGAAAUCCAAUGGUGGGGUUGAAGGCAUAGCAAGAAAGGUCUCUUCCUCCCUCAAUGAUGGUCUCAACCCACGAAGCAUAGAGCUCAGGCAAAAUGUGUAUGGUGUCAAUCGCUAUGUUGAGAAGCCCUCCAGGAGUUUCUUGACAUUUGUAUGGGAAGCUUUACACGAUAUGACUCUCAUUAUCCUCAUGGUAUGUGCAGUGGUAUCGAUUGCAGUUGGUGUAAGCACUGAGGGGUUUCCAAAGGGUACAUAUGAUGGAUUAGGAAUCAUUCUGAGUGUGUUCUUGGUUGUGAUUGUUACUGCAAUAAGUGACUAUAGGCAAUCUCUACAAUUCAAGGAUUUGGAUAAGGAGAAGAAGAAGAUAUUUGUGCAGGUUACGAGGGAUGGGUGCAGGCAAACGAUAUCAAUCUUUGAUGUGGUUGUAGGAGAUAUUGUUCAUCUAUCUAUCGGUGAUCAGGUGGCUGCAGAUGGGCUCUUUAUAUCAGGCUACAGUCUCCUUAUAGAUGAGUCGAGCUUGUCUGGGGAGAGUGAACCAGUGAAUGUAGAUCAAGGGAGGCCAUUCCUUUUAGCUGGAAGCAAAGUGCAGGAUGGGUCUGGUAAGAUGUUGGUGACUUCAGUUGGAAUGAGGACAGAGUGGGGUAGGUUAAUGGAGACUCUGAGUGAGGGAGGAGAAGAUGAGACACCGUUGCAGGUAAAGCUCAAUGGGGUUGCCACAAUCAUUGGGAAAAUUGGAUUAACAUUCGCGGUUCUUACAUUUCUGGUUCUAAUAAUCAGAUUCUCAGUCGAGAAGGCGAUCAAUGGUGAUUUUUCAAACUGGUCUUCAAGUGAUGCACUGAAGAUAUUAGAUUAUUUUGCUAUCUCAGUGACCAUAAUCGUGGUCGCGGUUCCUGAAGGACUACCUUUGGCCGUGACUCUGAGUCUGGCUUUUGCCAUGAAGAAAUUAAUGAAUGAUAAGGCGCUUGUGAGGCAUCUAGCUGCAUGUGAGACAAUGGGAUCUGCAACAUGUAUUUGCACUGAUAAAACAGGGACAUUAACGACUAACCAUAUGGUUUUAACUAAGCUGUGGAUAUGUGAUCAAGUCAAGGAUUUUAAGGUUGGAGAAAGAGGUGAGGAAUUGAAGUCAGUUAUCUCUGAGAGAGUGUUGAGCACCCUUUUGCAAUCGAUAUUUCAAAACACAGGUGCAGAGGUGGUGAGAAGCACAGAAGGAAGGAAUACAGUCUUCGGUACCCCUACAGAGACGGCAAUACUGGAAUUUGGAUUACUAGUGGGGGGUGACUUUGCAAGCCAACGUGCACAAUCAACAUUGGUAAAGGUUGAGCCUUUCAAUUCUGUUAAGAAGAAAAUGUCAGUAGUUGUGGCUCUUCCUGGAGGAGGAUUCCGUGCCUUUUGUAAAGGCGCUUCAGAGAUUGUUUUGCAAAUGUGUAACAUGAUUGUAGAUAGAGAAGGUCAGGUUGUCUGUAUGGAUGAGAUGUAUAGGCAUCAUGUUAUGGAUAUCAUAAACAGUUUUGCUGGUGAAGCUCUUAGAACUCUUUGCCUUGCUUAUAAGGACAUGGAUGAGAGUUUUGAUGGGGAUGUUAUUCCUAUGGAUGAUUAUACAUUAGUGGCUAUUGUUGGCAUCAAAGAUCCAGUUCGCCUUGGUGUUAAGGAUGCUGUUCAAACAUGUAGAAAUGCUGGUAUUACAGUGCGAAUGGUUACAGGUGACAAUAUAAAUACAGCCAAAGCAAUUGCUAGAGAAUGUGGCAUAUUGACAGAUGAUGGUAUAGCCAUUGAAGGGCCAGAGUUCCAAAAGAAAACGCAGGAGGAAAUGGAGGAGUUGAUUCCAAAAAUUCAGGUGAUGGCCAGAUCCUUGCCUUUGGACAAACAUAAAUUGGUGACAAACUUGAGGAAUAUUUUCCAUGAAGUUGUAGCUGUGACUGGUGAUGGGACCAAUGAUGCACCUGCUCUGCAUGAGGCAGACAUUGGACUUGCAAUGGGUAUAGCAGGAACUGAGGUUGCAAAAGAAAAUGCUGAUGUCAUCAUACUAGAUGACAACUUUUCCACCAUUGUAAAUGUUACAAAAUGGGGGCGCGCAGUGUACAUAAAUAUUCAGAAGUUUGUGCAGUUCCAGUUAACAGUGAAUGUGGUUGCUCUCAUCAUCAAUUUUUUUUCAGCAUGCAUUACAGGUAGUGCUCCUCUUACUGCUGUUCAGUUGUUGUGGGUCAACAUGAUAAUGGACACUCUUGGUGCUUUAGCAUUGGCUACAGAGCCUCCAGAUGAUGAAAUGAUGAAAAGACCACCAGUUGGGAGGAAUGUUAGCUUCAUCAGUAGGUCCAUGUGGAGGAAUAUUAUUGGACAAAGUGUUUAUCAGCUUGUGGUACUCGGAGUACUCGAGUUCUAUGGAAAGAAGCUCCUCGGACUAAGUGGUUCAAAUGCAGAUUCUGUGCUGAAUACAUUCAUUUUCAAUACUUUUGUUUUCUGCCAGGUCUUCAAUGAACUAAACAGCAGAGAGAUAGAGAAGAUAAACAUAUUCAAAGGCUUGCUGAGCAGCUGGAUGUUCGUUGCUGUUAUGUCAAUCACAAUUGUGUUUCAGGUGAUCAUUAUCGAGUUUCUGGGAACUUUUGCAAGCACUGUUCCAUUGAGCUGGAAAUUAUGGUUAGCAAGUAUUGUGAUUGGAUUUGUGAGCAUGUUUGUUGCAAUCAUCAUAAAAUGCAUUCCUGUUGAGUCCAUUAAGAAGCCUGAAGAAAACCAUGGAUACAAGCGUCUUCUAGAUGGUCCAGAGCUGGUCUGAGGGAAGAACCGGAAUCCAUUUAGUUUAUGAUAAUGGUAUAUGGUACUCAAAGGCUAUAUCCGUCUGUUCAAUUAAAUGUACACAACUCAAGUUAAUCUCCGACCAUCCAUUUGUAGGUAUGGAUGGUGGGUGAGUAUUUUUUUUGGUGGGUGAUUAGGGAGAGGGCCCCUACCCUUGGUAGGAAUUGAGCCUAGGACGAAGCGCUGCACAUCGUCAAUUGCCGACCAAUUAAGCGAUCGUUUCCUAUAUAACGUAGUUCCAUUUCUUAACCCAUAAUGCCAUUUUCGCAUCCUUCAGCAUUGAAACAGUUUUUUGUGGGAUGGCGAGUAUCACUUAAGGGAUAAAAAUUUUUAAGCUUCAACUCAAAAUUGUACAUUGGACAUGUUUUACUUGGAAAGAGUCAUGGAGUCUUGGUUUUGGGAAUGAUAAUCGCUAUUCCUUUUUGGUUCAGAUUAUGAGAAAUAUGAGAAAUGCUGAGAUGUGCUUCAGCUGUAAAACUUGAAAUAUCUAUUCAUUUUUGUGAGUUUUGUUUGG
Amborella trichopoda is the source of this 4046-nucleotide messenger RNA. Its product is annotated as calcium-transporting ATPase 4, plasma membrane-type. NCBI's taxonomy places the organism in Eukaryota, Viridiplantae, Streptophyta, Magnoliopsida, Amborellales, Amborellaceae. Gene Ontology annotation, biological process: calcium ion transmembrane transport. Gene Ontology annotation, molecular function: P-type calcium transporter activity; ATP binding; ATP hydrolysis activity. Gene Ontology annotation, cellular component: plasma membrane; intracellular membrane-bounded organelle. The record is from RefSeq and is a predicted model, not a curated record.